UUUGUCAGUCGGGUGUUAUAUAGCUGUCACUGGUCCAGUUAUACUGCUCAAGGACUCCUGCAGGAAGUCUCUGCUUCACCCGCGCCUGCAACACCCAGGAGAACCCCCCCCCCCCGACAACUCUCUCAAAAGACUGUGGGAGCAGCAGCAGCAGCAGCAGGAGUCGAGACGUACAGGCGGGCGGAAGUGGACUUGUCAGGCAGACAUCUGGAGAGGCUGCCCACCAGCCUCUUUUCCAGUCUCCACUUGACCAGCAUCAACCUCUCCCACAACCUCCUCGCCCCCACUCACCCCACCGCCACUAAUACUCUUAGGAAGCGUCAGGUUGGACGUGGCAGGAGGCGGCGGGACCGACGCCGCCGUCAUGCUGAGGCUCGGGAGCCUUCCAGCACUAGAGCCCGGCCACCUGGAGGCGAGGAGGAUGCACUAAAACAAACAGGUCGCAGGUCUAGACAACCACGUGAGGAUGAAGUGCUGAGUGGCGACUCAGGAGUGCCCUCUGAACCAGUUGAGGAGGCCCUCAGGAGUGACCGAGACACACAGGCAGGCGACACCAAACCUAGCGAGCCGAAGGUGGCAACCGCUGCCUCUCCGGCAGUACAAGGUGUCGAAUCGGGAAAAAAACAUAAUUCGGUGUUUGGAAGCAUUGCAGAAGAGCUGGAAGCUAAAAUACGACUGCGUAAGGCAAUAAGCGAGGGAACGCCUGUAAAUGAAAACCAUACUGUCUUAGCGUGUGUUAACAGAACCCGGUCAACUACAGCUGAUGCUGGUACACCACAAGCAGCUGCGAGCAAGCCUUCGCCCGUAGAUGUGGCGGAGAACCCAGCAGCAGCAGCGGGAGAGAGGCAGGGUUACAAGAGUGAAGGUGUGAGAGGUAGACAUGAAGAGAGCAGCAGUUCGUCUGGUGUUGAGGAGAGUGAGAGUGAGAGUGUGGAGGGAGGGGGCGGAGUGAGCCCCUCCACACCCAGGACCCUCGGCGCCCUCCACCACCUCAGACACUUCCAGCAACUCCAGGUGGUGGUGCUAGCUAGAAACAGACUGAAGGAGUUCCCGAGUUGCCUGUUGAGUCUUCCUGCCCUGGCGCGUCUUUCUCUCGCGCACAACCUCCUCACCGACCUCCCCCACGCCCUGGCCACCCUCACCAGACUGGUGGAGCUGGACGUGUCGUACAACCAGCUGACGGGCGUGGGUGCUGGCGUGAGCGGCCUGCCCACCCUCGCCCACCUGAGGGCGGCUCAUAACCGCAUUAUCCACGCCCCUGAAUUGGCCACCAUGGAGGCGCUUAGGACGUUGGAUGUGUCGGGCAACAAGCUGAGCGCUGUGCCUGGCCUGGGUGCGCUGGAACCCGGCCUGGAUGAGCUUGGGAGGUCGGAGGAUCACGACCAUCACCCCUCCACCCACGGCGACCACAUCCCUGGCGACCACUACCCUGGUGCCCACGACGACACCGACGACCUCCAAGACAACCAACCCCUGGCGCUCAACCUCAGCCUCAACAGCCUUACUGGACCCGUUACCCUCGCUAGUAUACAGAAUGUGACAGAGCUUGAUGUGAGUGACAACGGCAUCAGUAGCCUAGACGUGUCAUGCCUGGCGGCGCUCUCCUCCCUCACCUGCUCCAACAACGCCAUCACCACCAUCACCCUACACGCUGCCGCUCUCAUCUCCCUCACUGCCAACAACAACCGCCUUACCAAGCUGGAGGUGCGCUACCAUCCACGACGACUAACCCGACUCAACCUGGCAAGGAAUGAACUAAAUGCUGUACCACCCUGGCUGGUGUCAAGUACUGAAGUAAUACUGGUAGACGUGAGUCACAACCAGGUGACAUCCCUUCCUGCCUUCCUCACUUCAGGCCAUCUUCGCCGCCUCCACACACUCUCUGUGCACCACAAUAGUCUUACUUCCUUUCCCAUGCCACAGAGAGCCACCAUCGACCAUCACAAGGAAUCCAGCUGUGCUUAUAAUCCCACAAAAGGCCCUCACAGAUCAUCUCAUCAUUCCCAGAACUAUAAUUUCUCCCACAAUUUACACGAGGAACCUCGUUUGUGUUCGCUUGAGGUUCUGUUCCUCCACCACAACAAACUGACAGCUUUGCCAUCUAACCUCUUCUCAUGGCUUAACAGGUUGAGGGUGUUGAAUGUGAGUUCCAACCUAUUGAGUGUGCUGCCUGGUGCCAUUGAAGGCCGAAGUAACCGAGGAAAGUCGCCCACAUGCGGAGAAGAUGCCGGGAGCCCAAAAGUGACACUUUCUCUUCAAGAGCUAUAUGCUGCAGCCAACAGGCUCAAGGAUCUUGCUUCACUACAGCACUGCCGAGCACUCCGUAUCCUUCAUGCACCCUACAACAGGAUCAGUAACCUCCAGGAUAGGUUAGUGUGGUCUUGGGAGCUGCUGGAAGAGCUGGUACUAUCUGGAAACCAGCUGACAGUGGUGCCUGCUGGUGUGUCUCGUCUGCGACGUCUCAGGGUUCUUAAAGUCCACUCUAAUCCCCUGCAGUGUCUCCCUCGCCUUGCACAUCUUUCAGCACUGAAGGUGGUUGAUGCUUCUCAUUGUCAAUUGGGCCGCAUUGAACUGGAGGAGUUAGUGUCCCCUGGUUUAGUAGCUUUGGAUAUUUCUGGAAACACUGCACUCUCCCUUGACCACCAUCAGUUCACCAAAUGCAAAUCUAGAAGAGCAGUAAGUGUUGUGGAUGUGACCAGUCGGUCAGGCCGCUCUCUACCCUUAACAAGACCACAAGCAAAUUCCCAGUUAACUCGGCGCAGCGAUGCUGGCCAGAGAAGCAAUGGCCUCGCCAAUGAGACUUCUUCCAAUUUACCCUGGUCACUUGGUUUUGCAGAAGCCAUAGGCAGAGAUUCAAAGCUAACGAUUGGACAGUUGCGGGUGCCAGAUGUGGGUGGCUUAGGCAGUGUAGGUAUAGCUGCUGUGGCUGAUGGUGGCAAGGAAGUGGGGAGUGUUGGCAGUUUGCUGGCAUUGCUUCCAACACUUUUACAAGAAGAAUGUGCUUGCUCUCCCACACACACCUAUGCUCUCAAGUAUUCUCUUCUGACGGCUCUCAGGCAGCUGCGGUCCCAGGGUGUCACGCUCCCAAGUGCUGUGUGCGCUGCUCAUCUGGAGGCUGAUGCUACCCAACCUGGACAAUGGCCUGUCUUACGAUUGUGUUGUUAUGGUUCUGUUUCUGCCACUGUCACCACCACCCAUGGCCAGCCUGUAGUUCUCACUACCACUUCAACAAGAACACCUCCUAGUUCAGCAAAAGAGUGUAUUGAGGGAAUGAAGUGUGUUCUGGCAGAUGCUGCCACUCUUCCCGAUCCCCAUACAACAGAGCUUCAUCUUGGACCACAUCACACGGCUGUUGUUAUUGCUAGUUCGAGUUUAUGGGAAGUAUUAGGACCAAAAGAAGCUGCUAAUGUUUGUAGAGAAGUAGAGGAGGCAGGAUCAGCUGCUAAGCGUCUCCUGGACCUAGCACAAGCUUAUGGUACCCGUGAUGCUUUAAGUGUUAUUGUAGUGCGUCUCACACCUUCACAACACAAAUCUCCAAACCAGUCGCCAGUCCUCAGUGCAUUACAGAUGAAAGUAAAGUCAACCAAUACAAAUUCAGCAAAUAUUCACGAGGGUAGUGCAAGGAUAGAAAGAAGGCUCUCUGAGAGAGACCUGCAGGUCACAGGGCAAGAGUUGAUGGGGAAUAGCCGAAGAGUGAAAUUUGACAGAGCGUUGGCUAUUGUAGAUGAUGACCAGUACAACUACCAGCAUAUGAAUGACAAGAGAAAAAAGUCAAAUAAGUGUACUGAUUUUAAAGCUAAUUCCUACCAUAUAUUAAAUAAUAAAAAUAAUUUAAUGCAAAAAGGGUCUCAUAUCAAAAGUAAACAAGGAUCUGAUAUGACCCAAAGAGUUAGAGAAAUGGACAGAUCAUCUCCUAGUGGUCAAAGUCAAAGUGAUCAUAGUGAACAUGGUGUAGAUAUUCAUAAACACGAGAGUUCUAUAAUAAAUGAAUCACACAUGCCUUGUAAAUAUAAAGACAAAUUAUGGAAAAGUGUAGAAGAUCUUUAUGCCCAUCCUAACAGAAGAAAAAAAGAUAUUGGAAAAAACCCUGAAGCCGAAUCAAAAGUAAUUUAUACAAAUGGCAACACAAGGCGAGCAGUCACAUAUUACCACUACCCUCGGCCAGACCCAGCAGCAUCACCCUCUGAGACUUGUCCGGUGGAUCCUUUCAUUAUGGGACAAAGUGACCCUCAUACAGGCGUGCUGGCCCCUCCUGCUGGCUUUGAUGACACCGAGAGCGAUUCUGAAGGAAGUGACAGUGGCCUGAGUGGUGUCAGUGGUGGACAGCAUCAUACAAGUCAACAAAAUCAUUCAAAAUCUGAUGAUGCUACAGUAGACAAUGAUGCUGAACAGGUAAAUGAGGAACAAUUCCGUAGCUGGGAGUAUCUCCUGGCACGUAAUGCAAAACUGCUAUUCAUGCGUGAGUUAGACACCUUAAAACGUUCUAAUUCUCAAUCUGGCACCAUGCCUACAGCUUCUGCACCUGACUUGGUUUUGGCUGCAGCUGUCGAGAUAGAACCAAGUGGUUACUUUCAGCGAAAUAAUGUGCGCAAAUCUCGUUUAGGAAGAGGCACCUUUCGCUUCAUUCAAAGCAAACUAAGUGCAACUACCACCAAAUUCAGUACUCUACAGAGAUUUGCAAGCACAAGUUCCAAGAAUACUAGUAAUUUUCAUCGAUUUGGAAGUUUACAAAACUUAAAAUAUUAUCAAGAUAAUCGGCCUAGACCCCCACACUACCCUUUAGUGCAGCCUGAUUUGACUGCAGAGAUGCAAGAACGGCCUACACUAGACUCGUUGGAACUGGAGACACGUAUGCAUCACUACUGGCAUACUGGUGUUACAAAUUUUUAAGACAAAGUAUGUGAAUGCAUUAUAGACCACAAAUACAUGAUAUACAUAUCUAAAUAAGCCAACAAAAUUUAUGAGAGAGCUUGGCAUAUAGGAAAGAAGUGUUUUAUUUUGCCAGCAUUUGGAUGAACUGCUGCUUAACUGCUCAGCCUGUAAACAAAUUCACCAUUUGUAAAACCAUACAGGUCUUGAACAAAUCUGUAAACUUUCCUUGUAAUGCAUGUUUUAAGAUGCCAUUUUUUUCAAGCAUUAAAUUCUUCCUACCUGUAUCUUGAAAUUUUUAAGGAAUAUAAAUCAACCAUAAUAAAUUGUCAUGCUAAGGA
This is a messenger RNA of Procambarus clarkii (red swamp crayfish), 5210 nucleotides long. RefSeq names its product PH domain leucine-rich repeat protein phosphatase (gene Phlpp). Gene Ontology annotation, molecular function: protein binding. Lineage: Eukaryota; Metazoa; Arthropoda; Malacostraca; Decapoda; Cambaridae. The record is from RefSeq and is a predicted model, not a curated record.